Topomyia yanbarensis is the source of this 1218-nucleotide messenger RNA. RefSeq lists its product as uncharacterized. The record is from RefSeq and is a predicted model, not a curated record. Lineage: Eukaryota; Metazoa; Arthropoda; Insecta; Diptera; Culicidae. The transcript has a single exon. Bases 1 to 1218 code for a protein of 405 amino acids.
AUGCUGAUCGCCGACAUCAAGCAGAUGUACCGCCAAGUCCUGGUAGACGAGCAGGACACUCCACUGCAGCGAAUUGUUUGGCGAGUUUCCCCCGACACUUCGAUGGAAACCUUUGAACUAAAUACCGUAACAUACGGCACAGCCAGCGCACCGUACAUUGCAACGAGAGUUCUCCAGCAACUAGCCGACGACGAACGCGACGAGUACCCCGAAGCAGCUGAAGUUCUACGCAAGGAUUUCUACGUCGACGAUCUGUUUUCUGGUGGACGCAACAUAGCAGAAACAACCACUUUACGCAAGCAGCUCGACGCGCUGUUACUCAAGGGCGGUUUCGAACUCCGCAAAUGGGCAUCCAAUGAAGAAGUAGUACUAGAGGAUGUCCCAGAAGAAAAUCGUGCUGUACAAGGGUCGGUCGACCUAGACCGAGAUCCGUGCAUAAAAACGCUUGGACUGCACUGGGAACCGUCCACCGACCAGCUCCGCUACAAAAUUCAGCUUCCGACAUCGACGACAGACGCACCACUAACGAAACGCAUCGCACUAUCGUACAUCGCUCGUUUGUUUGAUCCGCUUGGGCUUGUCGGACCUAUCGUAACAACCGCAAAAAUAUUCAUGCAGACUCUUUGGACCUUGAAGGACGACGACGGCAAGAUUUGGAGCUGGGACAACGAAUUACCAUCAGCCAUCAAGGAACGCUGGCACGAGUACCAAUCGCAACUCCAUCGGUUGAACGAUUUGCGUAUCGACCGUUGUAUUCUUCUUUCUAAUCCCGUAUCAGUCCAGCUGCAUUUCUUCUCCGACGCUUCGGAACACGCAUACGGCUCGUGUGUCUACGUCCGCUCGACAGACGCAUCUAGAGCAGUUAAAAUCUGUCUGCUGACCGCAAAAUCGAAGGUAGCACCCCUGAAAAGGCAAAGCAUUCCCCGACUCGAGCUCUGCGGUGCCCUUCUGUCUGCCGAACUCUACGAGAAGGUGACGUCAUCGCUCCAGACACACGCAGAAACGUUCUUUUGGGUUGAUUCUACCAUCGUGCUGAGUUGGCUAAAUGCUUCUCCGUCGACCUGGACAACGUUCGUGGCCAAUCGAGUCUCCAAGAUUCAGACCGCCACGCAAAACUGCUCUUGGAAUCACGUAGCAGGCCAGCAAAACCCAGCAGACCACAUUUCCAGAGGGAUACCGGCAGAAACCCUUCUCCAAUGUGAUCCCUGGUGGCAAUGA